AUGGAGCACCUGGCUCACGCCCGGGAGGCAGCCGGUUCCAAAACUAAUGCAAUCAACGCUAACCCGGUGUUUGCAGCCUACGUGUUGUGUGGCGCCCAGGCGAAGGAUGCUGUGAGGCUCACACUGGAACAGAUAGAUGUGAUCAACCGUAUGUGUACAGAGAACCCAGAACUGGAGCUAGUUACAUCUGCCAAAGGUACAAUAUACCAGGGAGAUAACUGGCGCAAGGUGUAUGUUUUUUACUCGUCAGCAGAUAUGCACAAUGACGUGCAUAGAGCAGAUCUCUCUCUCUCUCUCGCUCUCUCUCUCUCUCUCCCUCUCUCCCUCUCUCUGUGUCUUUCUCUCUCUCAGGAUGUGGUGAAGGAGAUGAACAGAUUGGGGAUGAUAGUAGACCUGUCCCAUAGUUCCUGGGCCACAGCCAGGGCAGUACUGCAGAUCUCUAAGGCUCCAGUUAUUUUCAGCCACUCCUCAGCCCAUGCCAUUUGUAACCACAGCCGCAAUGUUCCUGAUGACCUGCUCCGCGAACUGAAGGAGAACGAGGACUCAUCAUGGUUAAUCUGCACAGUGGAUGUCUCCAUCGUGGCUGACCAUUUUACCCACAUUAGGAAGGUGGUUGGAUCUGAGUCAAUAGGAAUAGGAGGGGACUUUGAUGGAGCUUCUAAGUUUCCUCUUGGAUUAGAGGAUGUGUCCAAGUAUCCCACUCUGAUCCAGGAGCUGCUGAAGAGACACUGGACAGAGAACGAGUUGUCCGGGGUCCUCAGACACAACUUCUUACGUGUGUUCAAGGAGGUCGAGAAAGAGCGUGACAGGCAGAAAGCGAAAGGAACUCUCCCCAGUGAAGCUCAGAUCGACUUGGCUGAGGUUCAGAACCCCUGCAGACUGGUACUCAGGCGACCUGACCACCAGACGACAAAGAUGGAACAGAUGUACUCCAAGGGCCACAGUGAACUGGUGGUCCCCAGGAGUCUGGUCUGGACCAUGGUUAUUCUAAUCUCCUGCCUCUGUGUCCUGAUGGACCAUUAAGACUAUAAUAUGGCCUUGAUUCAAUCAGAUCCAGUGGUAACCCGUGUUGACCGAUAUCCCCAUAGCGGAUGUUUUGGCAGUAUUGGAGGUGUAGCUGCAGUGUGAGCUGACAAAUAAGUGUGUGGCUGCUCUUUUGUGUCACCAACCACUCCCUUCCUUAUUAUCCCUACGCAUUAGAUGUUCAAAAGGACAAAAGAAAGUGCAGGCUCUAUCGACAAUAGAUAUUAUGAAAUGCAUGUUUUCAUUUUAAUUUGGAUGGGGGGGAUUUAUCAGUCUAUGUAGACAAUAGACCAUUACGCGUUAGAGUGUUUGAACUUGUAAUGUGGCAACAUUAACUUCUAACUCGGCUGCAUGGGAUUUGUCAGAUAUAAAGUCUGUGUGGUUUCAUUUCAUCCAAUGACAGUGUACGUGAUAAUGUAACAUAAGGAGCAGUUCUAACACAGUUCCACCUUCGACACUGCCAAAACAACCGGAUGUCGGCUAGCACGGAUCUGAGUCCCGGCACCUCAAAUUCUCUACUGCUUGAGCUCGUUUUACUCAUAUAGAAUAUUAGCUCAAAAGUAUAGUGGAGCUCCUGCACCUAAAUAUAAACAGUACUUGCACCCAAAAUGAGUACCGGAACCUAUUUAGUAGUAUUACUAGUGUUGUAUUACAAUACACUAUCCACUACAAACAUGUUUCUCCGACAGUGACAAGCCUAGCUUUAACGUGUUUACUGUGUCACUUGCUUACAUGUGAUCUUCCCUACAAAGAACUUUACCUAAUUUUUAGUUUUGGUCAUUCUGAUCAUGAAGGAGUUGUAUAUUUACACAAUGCUCUGCACGCACUUUAUACUAUAUUACAUUGAGUUUCAUGUAACAAUCACUUUUAACUCUUUUUACAUAUCUCAUUCUAAAAAUAUCUGUGUUAUGUUUGUUUAAUGAUACAAUCAAGGCCACAAGGUCAUACUGAGGCAUUUACAAACUAUCUGUAUUUCUCUGAGGACACAGACCUUGAUGUCCAUCACACAAACCUGGGUUUCACAAUGAAACUGCUUCAUAGAAAGACCAUUUCAUCUUAAAAUUAACAUUCAUGUAACAUUURCUCACAAGGGUGUGCAGUGAAACAGUAUGUAACAUGUUAAUAUACUGUAAUGCCUCCUACAAUCAUCUCAGGAAUGUUGUAUUCUGUAUUCAUAGGUUAUAUCGUAUUUAUUUUGCCUUUCUCUUAAGUAAAUAAUGCUUUGAGUUUUC
Messenger RNA from Salvelinus sp. IW2-2015, 2255 nucleotides. Lineage: Eukaryota; Metazoa; Chordata; Actinopteri; Salmoniformes; Salmonidae. The record is from RefSeq and is a predicted model, not a curated record.